This is a messenger RNA of Thermothelomyces thermophilus ATCC 42464, 1499 nucleotides long. Its product is annotated as pyridine nucleotide-disulfide oxidoreductase-like protein. The transcript has 3 exons. Bases 129 to 1358 code for a protein of 409 amino acids. The record is from RefSeq and is a predicted model, not a curated record. Gene Ontology annotation, molecular function: oxidoreductase activity. NCBI's taxonomy places the organism in Eukaryota, Fungi, Ascomycota, Sordariomycetes, Sordariales, Chaetomiaceae.
ACUCCAACAACGAUUCCCUUCCUCUCCUCCCCCCCCCCUCUUCCCUCCCCAUAACCAGGCCGUUAAGUCCCCCAUCCAUCCAUCAAAAUCCUGUCAAGACCAAAAAGGCCAAUCUCUCCCCGCUCGCGAUGCGUCCCUUCUUCAUGCUGGCGCUGACGGCGCUGGCCGCAGUGGCCAACGCGGCUGCUCUCCCCCAGACCCAGACACAGAAAGAGCCCGGUCUCGGCACCGACUACGAUGCCAUCAUUGUCGGCGGCGGCCCUGCCGGACUGAGCGCGGCCAGCGGCUUGGCGCGGGUGCGCAGGAAUGUCCUGCUGAUCGACUCGGGCGAGUACCGCAACGCGCCGACGAGGCACAUGCACGAUGUGCCGGGGUUCGACGGCGUCACGCCCGCCUACUUCCGCUGGGCGGCCCGCCAGCAGAUCUCUUACUAUAAGACCGUCACCAUGGUCAACGGCACCGUGUUCAAGAUCCAGCCCGGUAACGAGAAGAACACGUACUUUGUCGUGUCGAGUCGCGAGCCCGGAGCCGAGGGUGGCGAAGAGGUGAAGGAGCGCACCGCCCGCAAGGUCGUGCUGGCCACGGGCCUGCGCGACCUCCUCCCGGAGACGCCCGGCGUGCGCGAGAACUGGGGCAAGGGCAUCUUCUGGUGCCCCUGGUGCGACGGGCACGAGCACGCCGACCAGACGCUGGGCCUGCUCGGUAGCCUCGACAACGUGCCGGCGGCCGUGCGCGAGAUGUUGACGCUCAAUCGGGACAUCAUCGCCUUCGUCAACGGCACCGACACCCCCGAGGUGCGCGCGGUCACCGAGAAGAAGCUCGCCCGCUGGGAGACGUACCUGCAGCUGCACAACGUCCGCCUCGACAACCGGACCAUCUCGGCCAUCGUCCGCCUCCAAAACGGCACCGACGGUUCCGAGGACCCCAGCCUGCCUACGGCCCCCGAGCACGACUUCUUCCGCGUCGAUUUCACCAACGGCGAGCCCGAAUACCGUGCCGCCUUCCUGGCCGCCUUCCCCUCCGAGCAGACCUCCAGCGUCGGCGAGGACCUCGGCGUCCAGCUGCUUGGCGGCCGCCUGUUCGCCAACCAGAGCGCCGGCCUCGUCACCAACAUCCCCGGCGUCUACGCCGUCGGCGACGCCAACUCGGACAACACCACCAACGUGCCCCACGCCCUGUUCUCCGGGAAGCGCACCGCAGUCUUCCUGCAUGUCGCGAUCGCACGAGAGGAUGCUGAGAGGGAACUGAACGAGACCGAGGUGUCCAAGAGAGACCUCGAGCCCGUUGCGCGGUCGCUGUGGGACACCGUCAACGGCCCCCCUGGUGACAUUCUCUACGCUGGCGAAUUUGAUCAGUAAACGACGAUGAAAUCAGACGAAAACUACCUCGAAGCCCGCCCCGACCCUCCCAUGUCAGGGCUCAAAUAAUGUCUGGUAAUCUGUAUCCGGUUCCGGCAAAUAAUACCCUAAGCCUAAGGAGCCAAGCGGAGACGAUAAAUU